Messenger RNA from Betta splendens (Siamese fighting fish), 3943 nucleotides. RefSeq names its product anoctamin-1-like. Gene Ontology annotation, biological process: chloride transmembrane transport. Bases 341 to 3277 code for a protein of 978 amino acids. Gene Ontology annotation, cellular component: plasma membrane. Gene Ontology annotation, molecular function: chloride channel activity; protein dimerization activity. Lineage: Eukaryota; Metazoa; Chordata; Actinopteri; Anabantiformes; Osphronemidae. The transcript has 25 exons. The record is from RefSeq and is a predicted model, not a curated record.
UGGUUACAGUUGAGAAUAGACAGAGAGAGUGUGAGGGGGCACCUUGCGUUCAGAGUUUUAUCGUCGUCUAAGUUUAGAUCUUGGCUCAAAGGAGACUUCUCAAGUAACAAGGCUGCCGGCUCACUUCAGCCACUCCACACUGAGGCAGAAAGCGAGCUUUAAAGGGAGCCUUCAAAGCUACGGGAAAGUGGGGAGUCAGGGCGAAAUAAGACAAGAGGCAGGGGAGGGGCCCAGAACACAGACGAGGAGAGGCGAGCGCCAGCAGGCAAAUCAUUCUGUUUGCAAACAGCGUCCUCGCCACCUGAGCGCGUCAUCUCUGUCAACCUGCCGGGACCGGACGAUGGCGGAGGAACCAGGAGUGGAGGUCGAGUCGCCUGUGACCUCCAGAUCUGAGCAACAGGCUCCGCAUUUUCUAAGGGACGUCAUCUUUCACGGCAAGUUCAGGCUGCUGAAGGCCUUAACCCCCGAGGAGAACGUGCACAGCCAGCACGGCCUCUACUUCCAGGAUGGGGAACGGCGGGUGGACUACGUUCUCACCUACUCCGCGAAGAAGCCGGGCGGCAGCCGCUCCGGCCGCCAGUCCGUGCACCUGCUGGCCGAAAACGCCGUGGCCCGAAGCUUCCGCCGCGGCCCCCACGGCCGGGGGCCGCGGCAGCAGCAGCAGCAGCAGCAGCAGCAGCAGCAGCGACGCCGCCCCCCACAAGGCACAAGGGACCCGGUGCACCCGCCAACGUCACCUGCGGCCGAUGUGGAGGCGGGCGGCGCGGGAGAAACCUCCAACGGCCACGAGGACCACAAGGCCUUCAGGAGGGAGGAGUUCGAGGGGAAACUGAGGGACACGGGCCUGGAGCUGGAGAAAGACGACACCAAGAUUUCAGGGGUGGGCUUUGUAAAGAUUCACGCUCCCUGGAACGUCCUUUGUCGAGAGGCUGAGUUCAUGAAGCUAAAGAUGCCCACGAAAAAGGUGUAUGAAGUGAAGCAGUCAGGAGGUGUUAUGGACAAGAUCAGCUCUCUGGUCAGCAAGGUUCUGGAGCCGCUUCACCCACAUAUUGAGGAACAUCAGCCCAAGAACAUCAAACAUCUGUCACACACCUUCUCCAGAGAAAAGCAACACUUGUUUGACCUUUCCGACAAAGACUGCUUCUUUGACAGCAAAACCAGGAGUUCAAUAGUUUUUGAAAUACUGAAAAGAACGAAGUGCAAGGCCAAGUACAGCAUGGGAAUCACCAGCCUUCUGGGUAACGGAGUCUACACAGCAGCUUACCCUCUGCAUGAUGGGGAUAUCAAUGACAGUGCAGAGCCCAAUGACAGAAAGCUGCUGUAUGAGGAGUGGGCUAACUACAGUGUCUUCUACAAGUACCAGCCCAUCGGACUUGUGCGGAAGUAUUUUGGAGAGAAGAUCGGCCUGUACUUUGCCUGGUUGGGUCUGUACACGCAGAUGCUGAUACUCGCCUCUCUAGUAGGAGUCAUCGUCUUCCUGUACGGAUGUGCAACGGUCGAUGACAACAUCCCAAGCAUGGAGAUCUGCCAUCCCAGAAACAACAUCACCAUGUGUCCCAUGUGCGACAGAGUGUGCAGUUACUGGAAGCUCAGCUCGGCCUGUGGCACCGCCCGCGCCAGUCACCUGUUUGACAACCCCGCCACUGUUUUCUUCUCCAUAUUCAUGGCUUUGUGGGCUGCCAUGUUCAUGGAGCACUGGAAGAGGAGACAGAUGAGGCUGAACUAUGAAUGGGACCUGACAGGCUUUGAAGAUGAGGAGGAAGCUGUUAAGGACCACCCCAGAGCUGAGUAUGAAUUCAGGGUAAUGCAGAAGUCGCUAAGCAAAGAUCGGAGACCACAACACAAGAUGGACAAGCUCACCUGUCAGGACCGGCUUCCUGCCUACAUGACCAACAUCGUCAUGAUGCUGUUGAUGAUUGGCGUAACCUUCGCCAUCGUGUUUGGCGUGAUCCUCUACCGGAUCUCCACCAAGGCUGCCCUUCACAUGAGUUCCAACCCCACCACACGGAACCACGCCCAGCUGACGGUGAAGACCACGGCGGCCAUCAUCAACCUGGUGGUCAUCCUCAUUCUGGACGAGGUGUACGGCGCUGUGGCGCGCUGGCUCACCGUGCUGGAGGUUCCUAAAACAGACAAGAGUUUUGAAGAACGACUCAUCUUCAAGACCUUUAUUCUGAAGUUUUUCAAUGCUUUCACACCCAUCAUCUACAUCGCCUUUUUCAGGGGAAGGCUGGUAGGCAGACCAGGCAGCUAUCUGUAUGUGUUUGAAUCCUACAGAAUGGAAGAGUGCACUCAUGGAGGCUGUCUGAUGGAGCUUUGUAUCCAGCUCAGCAUAACCAUGUUGGGAAAGCAGCUAAUUCAGAACAACCUUUUUGAGAUUGGAGUGCCCAAACUGAAAAAGCUGAUCCGUUACAUUCGGUCAAAGCGAGGUUCUUAUAAAGAAGAAGAGAGACAGAAGAAGCUGCAGAGAUAUGAAACUGACCACUUUCUGGAGCCAUUCGCUGGGUUAACACCGGAAUAUAUGGAAAUGAUCAUCCAGUUUGGUUUUGUUACACUGUUCGUGGCCUCUUUCCCCCUGGCUCCGCUCUUUGCUCUGCUCAACAACAUCAUCGAAAUAAGACUGGAUGCUAAGAAAUUUGUGACUGAAUUACGAAGACCAGUGGCAGCAAGAGCCAAAGACAUUGGUAUAUGGUACAACAUAUUAAGAGGGGUUGCAAAGGUUGCCGUCAUCAUUAACGCGUUUGUCAUCUCCUUCACGUCAGACUUCAUUCCUCGAAUGGUCUACCAGUACAUGUACAGCCCCGAUGGCUCCAUGCAUGGGUUUGUCAACCACACGCUGUCCUAUUUUAAUGUGAGCCACUUCCAGGAAGGCAUGGAAACCAUGGAUCCGCUGCACCUCGGCUAUCGCGUUGACAUUUGCAGGUAUAAGGAUUACAGAGAGCCUCCGUGGUCGGCCACUCCAUACGAGAUCUCGAAGGAGUUCUGGACCGUGCUGGCUGUUCGUCUGGCUUUUGUCAUUGUUUUCCAGAAUGUUGUGAUGCUGAUGAGUGACGUGGUGGACUGGCUAAUUCCAGACAUCCCUAAAGACAUCAGCCUCCAAAUUCACAAAGAGAAGAUUUUACUUGUAGACCUCUUCAUGAAGGAGGAGCAAGGCAAGAUCCAAAUCCUCGAGAGCAAGAGCAGCACAGGAGGCGCCGACAACUGCAACAAGGGCAACAACAGCACGAUAGCUCACCCGCGCUUUGGACCAGUCACCAGCAACACCGAGGGCGUCUAGUGCUCCUCGCCAUCGUUUCAUAAGUUGAGUCUUAUUCAGCAAGUGGACGCUUGCUACAGUAGUAGCCUGCUAGCUCAGGCAAACCAAGACUUCAGUUCUUUUCAGAGCAUUCCGACAGUUGGGAAAGCAGCUAGUUGAGGCGCGAGGAACGGAAAUGUGGAGCCAAGUCUGUGUGUGAAGCUGUUUCACUGCAACCCAGUUUGUUUGUGCGUACUGAUCUGUGAAUAUGUGCAGGAAUCUUUGAAUGUUUGUUCAGCUUUUAGAAUCUACAUAUACAUUGUAAAUGUGCAAAACAAUACUGCAUGAUAAGACCAGUACUGUAGCUCAGGCUACUCAGAUCUCAGAGUGUGCAUAAUAUAUACAUGUGUAUUAUGACGUCUACUCAAUAAACACUGUACAAAUGGCUUUUUGUUACGUGGGAAACAGAAUUGAUCAGGCUGUAAUUCUAUUGAAGUCAGGGGAGUAAAUACUCACACUGCUGUGGCAUUAUUUUUUUAACGUAGCCACAACCCUGGACCCUGUUAAAAUCUGUAUAGUAGUUGUGACUGAUGCUAGAUGUUUAACACACUUUAAUAACAGCCUGUCACAUGUUUCAACACAUUAUCUUACUGUAUAUAGUUGUUUUUUUUAUUUAUUUAUUGGGGCAAGGUUUGUUUACAACAUUAA